AUCUGAUGCAUGUAAACUCCAAGCUACUCGCUUGAGUUUAAAGCAUCUGCACGAGCUUAACUGUCAACUUCGUUGCACCCCCUCCCCCCCAAAGUUCAGAAACUCGAGAUGGGCAAUUUCCUCCCAGUUGGGUUUUCUUGGGCAGUACGUUUUUGGUGAAUUUGAAGGGCCUGUUGCGAAUAUUUCUUGCCAUAUAUGGCUUCCACAGGACAGGCGCCGUCUCUGAAGAGGCGGGAUCCGCCGGCCGGGAGAGAAGACGACCAGCUGAUCAUUACUCCCCUCGGUGCUGGCAAUGAAGUGGGUCGGUCCUGCGUCUACAUGUCUUUCAAAGGGAAGACUGUGUUGUUCGAUUGUGGAAUUCAUCCUGCUUACUCUGGCAUGGCUGCUCUUCCGUACUUUGAUGAGAUUGACCCUUCGACAAUUGACGUCCUCCUAAUUACUCACUUCCACUUGGAUCAUGCAGCUUCCUUACCAUACUUUUUUGAAAAGACUACAUUUAAAGGUCGUGUCUUCAUGACUCAUGCUACGAAGGCUAUAUACAAGCUGCUUUUGUCAGAUUAUGUAAAAGUGAGCAAGGUCUCAGUUGAAGAUAUGCUGUUUGAUGAACAAGAUAUAUUGCGUUCGAUGGAUAAGAUUGAGGUAAUUGAUUUCCACCAAACAAGUGAAGUGAAUGGUAUUCGAUUUUGGUGUUAUACAGCUGGCCAUGUUCUUGGUGCUGCAAUGUUCAUGGUCGAUAUUGCUGGUGUACGAGUCCUUUACACAGGUGAUUAUUCCCGUGAAGAAGAUAGGCAUCUCCGAGCUGCAGAGAUUCCUCAGUUCUCACCUGAUAUCUGCAUUAUUGAGUCCACUUAUGGAGUUCAGCUUCAUCAACCUCGUCAUAUUCGGGAGAAACGGUUCACUGAUGUCAUCCAUUCUACUGUUUCUCAAGGAGGUAGAGUCCUUAUCCCUGCAUAUGCUCUUGGUCGUGCUCAAGAACUUCUGUUGAUCCUUGACGAGUUCUGGUCCAACCACCCUGAGCUCCAUAGUGUUCCUAUAUAUUAUGCUUCCCCUCUUGCAAAGAAGUGUAUGGCUGUUUAUCAAACAUAUAUCAAUUCCAUGAAUGAGAGGAUCCGAAGCCAAUUUGCAUCAUCAAAUCCUUUUGACUUCAAGCAUAUUUCGCCACUAAAGAGUAUUGAGAAUUUUACUGACGUCGGUCCAUCGGUCAUUAUGGCUAGUCCCGGCUCGCUUCAAAGUGGGUUAUCGCGUCAACUAUUUGACAUGUGGUGCUCUGAUAAGAAGAAUGCUUGUGUUCUUCCUGGAUAUGUCGUGGAAGGGACUCUGGCAAAGACACUCAUCAAUGAACCAAAGGAAGUCACUCUGAUGAAUGGUCUCACUGCUCCUCUUAACAUGCAAGUUCAUUAUAUUUCCUUCUCUGCCCAUGCUGAUUUUGCUCAGACGAGCGCGUUUUUGGAUGAGGUAAUGCCUCCAAACAUUGUUCUUGUUCAUGGAGAAGCACAUGAGAUGGGAAGGCUCAAACAGAAGCUUGUGACUCAGUUUGCUGAUCGCAACACCAAAAUCAUGAUGCCAAAGAAUUGUCAAUCAGUUGAAAUGUACUUCAAUUCAGAGAAAAUGGCAAAAACUAUUGGGAGGCUGGCUGAGAUGACCCCAGAAAUGGGUGAGACUGCAAGUGGCCUUCUGGUAAAGAAAGGCUUCACUUAUCAAAUAAUGGCACCUGAAGAUCUUCAUGUUUUCUCUCAGUUGUCCACAUCAACUAUUAAUCAGAGGAUCAUGAUUCCUUAUGCAGGUGCUUUUGGUGUAAUAAGCCACCGACUGAAGCAGAUAUAUGAAAGUGUGGAAUCUUCAGUAGACGAUGAAUCUGGCAUGCCCAUGUUACGUGUACAUGAUCGAGUAACAGUGAAGCAGGAAUCUGAUAAACAUAUUUCACUGCACUGGACAUCGGAUCCUAUAAGUGACAUGGUUUCAGAUUCUGUUGUUGCUCUUGUCUUGAACAUAAGCCGUGAGAUUCCGAAGGUUGUGGUUGAAACAGAGGCCAUGAAAACUGAAGAAGAAAGUGAGAAAAGGGUAGAGAAGAUCAUUCAUGCACUUCUAGUUUCUCUCUUUGGUGAUGUGAAGUUUGGUGAGAAUGGGAAGUUGGUGAUAAAUGUGGAUGGGAAUGUAGCGCAUCUGGACAAGCAGAGUGGGGAAGUGGAGAGUGAAAAUGAAGGCCUUAAGGAAAGGGUAAGGACUGCAUUUCGGCGAAUCCAGAGUGCUGUAAAACCAAUACCCCUGUCAGGUUCUUAGGUAUCUUUCAUGUUUCUUGUAGCUUUCUUGUUUCAGGUCAUUUUCUAACUGUAGAUUGAAGCAUCUAGCUCAUGGUAUGUAUAUCCUCAACUCACAAUCUAAGUUCAGCCCAAGUUUUAAGCAUCUAAAGUUGGAUCUCAGCUCUAAGAACAAGCAUCAACAGUUGUGUUGGAUUACUCAGUUUUUUGUGCUUUUACGUAUUUAGUUUUGGUGUCUGAAGGCCGGCAAGGCUCGAUUUUCACCUUGUGGAAAAAACUUGCCAUUUCCUUUCCUAAAUACAAUUUUCCUAGUUCAUGCGAGCAGCUUUGUGAAGACAUCUGUGCUACAUGAGAAGAUGCAUCCAUGUGGUAAUGCUGUGGCUUUGUGAUGUCUAGUUUUCAUGUACCAAGGAAUGGCCAAUUCGCGGACUGUUAUUGUAACUCCUGUGACGAGUUGAUGGGGAAUUGAUGAGUAGUUGAGUAAAAAGUUUGAGCUUGGUCAUGCUUAGUUAAGAUGUCAAGUGGGGCUAUAUGCUUCUUUUUACCUGA
Messenger RNA from Syzygium oleosum, 2807 nucleotides. Its product is annotated as cleavage and polyadenylation specificity factor subunit 3-I-like. The record is from RefSeq and is a predicted model, not a curated record. Gene Ontology annotation, cellular component: mRNA cleavage and polyadenylation specificity factor complex. Bases 196 to 2280 code for a protein of 694 amino acids. Gene Ontology annotation, molecular function: RNA endonuclease activity; RNA binding; 5'-3' exonuclease activity. The transcript is spliced from 6 exons. Lineage: Eukaryota; Viridiplantae; Streptophyta; Magnoliopsida; Myrtales; Myrtaceae. Gene Ontology annotation, biological process: mRNA 3'-end processing by stem-loop binding and cleavage.